Molecule: messenger RNA, 1574 nt
Organism: Suncus etruscus (white-toothed pygmy shrew)
Lineage: Eukaryota; Metazoa; Chordata; Mammalia; Eulipotyphla; Soricidae
Gene: TSPAN3
Product: tetraspanin 3
Exons: 7
Coding region: 17-778 (253 amino acids)
Biological process (GO): protein localization to plasma membrane; regulation of vascular endothelial growth factor signaling pathway; protein maturation
Cellular component (GO): membrane
Source: RefSeq, a predicted model, not a curated record
UCGCCGCCGGUGCAGCAUGGGCCAGUGCGGCAUCACGUCGUCCAAGACGGUGCUGGUGUUCCUCAACCUCAUCUUCUGGGGAGCUGCUGGCAUUUUAUGCUAUGUUGGAGCCUACGUCUUCAUCACUUAUGAUGACUACGACCAUUUCUUUGAAGAUGUGUACACUCUCAUCCCUGCAGUCGUGAUUAUAGCUGUUGGAGCCCUACUUUUCAUUAUUGGGCUCAUUGGUUGCUGUGCCACAAUCCGGGAAAGCCGCUGUGGACUUGCCACGUUUGUCAUCAUUCUUCUCUUGGUUUUUGUCACAGAAGUUGUUGUUGUGGUUUUGGGGUACGUUUACAGAGCAAAGGUGGAAAAUGAAGUUGAUCGUAGCAUUCAGAAAGUUUAUAAGACCUACAAUGGAACCAACCCUGAUGCUGCUAGCCGGGCUAUUGAUUAUGUACAAAGACAGCUGCACUGUUGUGGAAUUCGCAACUAUUCAGACUGGGAAAAUACAGACUGGUUCAAAGAAACCAAAAAUCAGAGUGUCCCUCUUAGCUGUUGCAGAGAGACUUCCAGCAGCUGUAAUGGCAGCCUUGCCCACCCCGCUGACCUCUAUGCUGAGGGGUGUGAGGCACUAGUUGUGAAGAAACUGCAAGAAAUCAUGAUGCUCGUUAUCUGGGCAGCACUGGCAUUUGCGGCUAUUCAGCUGCUGGGCAUGCUGUGUGCAUGCAUCGUGUUGUGCAGAAGAAGUAGAGAUCCUGCCUAUGAGCUCCUCAUCACCGGUGGAACCUAUGCCUAGUAGAACAAACCUUUAAGUCUCCUUCUGAUUUGGAAGGUGAAGUGAGCAGGUCUCCUGCCAUUGGCCCCCCUGAGUUCAUUUAGUUAAAGCACACACAUGCAGGUGUUGGACAGAGCAGCUUGCCUCUUCCUGUGCCCACCUCCUCCCCACCCACCUCUGACUUCAGAUACCCUGUUCUAGCGAACUCUCCAUAUCCCUGAGUCAUUAAGUACAGUGGCAGCUGUUCUCAUUCAGGUUGUGUGGUGAUCCCUAAUUAGAGGAGGCUCUGCGCCUGCUUCUGUUACCUCCGAGCAGUGAUGGACAGCUGCUGCAGUGUCGCCAUGUCCUUUCAGUCUUUCACAGCAGAGAACUCCUGGCCAAAGUUUUCUAGGGGAGGGGGAGGAAUCCAGCUGUCUGGGUCAAAUUAAUACCAGAUGGUACCCCUCAUUGGUGUCCUUUUCAAAUAUAUAUAUAUACAUAUAUAUAUAUAAUCCAAUAAGAUAGCAACUGUACAAAAUGGCUAAAGUAGCUUUAGAAUCAUACAGUGUAUUUUGGUUCGUCUUCAAAAUCAGACUGAUCUAUGACACUAGCAUUUUUUUAAUCAAAGCUGGCUUUAUAGGAGGAUAUAAUGUAUACACUACUGUUUUAAAGCAAUUAGUGUGAAUGUGUGUAUGCAUGUUUUUGUAUGCCUGAACCCAUUCAUCAUAAGUUUAAACUCAUUAGGAAUAAUGUACCCAUGUAGAUUAGCAAAAUAGUAUGUAGAUGUGAUCAGCUGUAAAUAGAAAAAUCUAAUUCAAUAAACCAUAUCAUCCCUAAA